CGUUACUUGGCACGCAGUACAGUAACAUCGAAGAAAUGAAUAGCUCAAACCGUUUGGGUUCUGGACUCAUGCUCCAGCUCCUAAUGCUGACAGCCCUUGGCAUUACUUCUUCGCAAGGUCUGUCUGAGGAGUACCUCAAGGACAUAAAGGCGGACCAAGUUGCCGAGCAGGCAAGUGGGAGUUAUAACUAUGACCAGCAAGGUAACGAUUGGGAAGGAACCUGCCAAGAUGGCCAGCAGCAAUCGCCAGUUUCAUUGACCAGCAGUGCGGCCAUUGUAACCGCCAUACCGCGUAUAUAUUUCUACAACUACGAUCAGAAUUUGGAGUCACCUUUAAUCCUGACAAAUAAUGGAAACACAGCAAACAUGGUACUGCCGCCCACGCAAAACGGACAACGUGCGUACAUCAAUGGAGGCUUAUUGCCAGGCACCUUCGAAGCGCAAAGUGUGCACUUUCAUUGGGGUUCCGCUUCCAGCAAGGGUUCUGAGCAUACUAUCAACUCUGAGCGUUACGAUGUUGAAAUGCAUAUUGUCCAUAAAAACAUUCGCUAUCAAACGGUUUCCGAAGCCAGCGCCUAUGCGGAUGGUCUAGCCGUUCUGGGAGUCAUGUUUAGAGCUGUUAACAGAAUAUUCUCGCUACAUAGUGGACUAAUAAGGAUCUUUAAUCAAUUACCCCAGAUUGUUGAAUACGAAUCUAGUACCGAGGUAACUGGUCGCUUAACAGUACAGCAGCUGCUGGGCAAUAUUAAGACUGGAGAGUUUUACUCCUAUAAUGGCUCAUUGACAACGCCCGACUGUGCCGAAUCCGUGACUUGGACGGUCUUCAAGGAUGUUGUCGACCUACCUGAACGACAGAUCAUGAAACUUUGGGAGUUGAAAGACUCACGCAGCCAACCCCUGACAAACAACUACCGUACUCUUCAGGAUAUUAAUGAUCGACCCGUUUACUACACAGCUCAAUAAUGAAAAACUAAUAACCAACACCUACUAAUAUCAAAAUAAAUUUACUGGACAUAUGCAAAA
Molecule: messenger RNA, 1022 nt
Organism: Drosophila hydei
Lineage: Eukaryota; Metazoa; Arthropoda; Insecta; Diptera; Drosophilidae
Product: carbonic anhydrase 2-like
Exons: 5
Coding region: 36-962 (308 amino acids)
Cellular component (GO): cytoplasm
Molecular function (GO): carbonate dehydratase activity; zinc ion binding
Source: RefSeq, a predicted model, not a curated record